GCGCUCUAGCCAGCCAUGCGUCCAGGCGCUGCUCCCGCACCUAGGUGGCUGCUCUUGGCGCUGAGCGCGCUGCUGUCUCUGUGGCCAGCAGCCAGAGCCUGGGAGCUCACGAUCCUGCACACCAACGACGUGCACAGCCGGCUGGAGCAGACCAGUGAGGAUUCCACCAAAUGCCUCAACGCCAGCCAGUGCGUGGGCGGCGUGGCAAGGCUCUACACCAAGGUGCAACAGAUCCGCAGGGAGGAACCCAACGUGCUGCUGCUGGAUGCUGGUGACCAGUAUCAGGGCACCAUCUGGUUCACCGUUUACAGAGGUCUCGAAGUGGCACACUUCAUGAAUACCCUGCGCUACGAUGCCAUGGCACUGGGAAACCAUGAAUUUGAUAACGGUGUGGAAGGACUGAUUGACCCCCUCCUCAGAAAGGCCAAAUUUCCAAUUCUGAGCGCAAAUAUUAAGGCACAGGGGUGGCUAGCAUCUCAGAUAUCCGGACUGUAUUUGUCAUAUAAAAUUCUUUCUGUCGGUGGUGAGGUUGUGGGGAUUGUUGGAUAUACUUCGAAGGAAACCCCCUUCCUCUCAAAUCCAGGGACAAAUUUAGUCUUUGAAGAUGAAAUCGCCGCAUUGCAGCCUGAAGUAGAUAAACUAAAAACUCUAAAUGUGAACAAAAUCAUUGCACUUGGACACUCUGGUUUUGAAAUGGAUAAACUCAUUGCUCAGAAAGUGAAAGGUGUGGACGUCGUGGUGGGGGGACACUCCAACACCUUUCUUUACACAGGAAAUCCACCUUCCAAAGAAGUGCCUGCUGGGAAGUACCCAUUCAUAGUCACCUCCGAUGAUGGCCGGAAGGUUCCGGUGGUUCAGGCCUAUGCUUUUGGCAAAUACCUAGGCUAUCUGAAGGUUGAGUUUGAUGACAAAGGAAAUGUCAUCAGUUCCCAUGGAAACCCCAUUCUUCUGAACAGCAGCAUCCCUGAAGAUCCAACCGUCAAAGCAGACAUUAACCGGUGGAGGAUAAAAUUAGAUAAUUACUCUACCCAAGAACUGGGGAGAACAAUCGUCUACCUGGAUGGCACCACUCAGACAUGCCGCUUCAGAGAAUGCAACAUGGGCAACCUGAUCUGUGAUGCUAUGAUUAAUAACAACCUCAGACACCCAGAUGAGAUGUUCUGGAACCACGUGUCCAUGUGCAUUUUAAAUGGAGGUAGCAUCCGGUCCCCCAUUGAUGAGAAGAACAAUGGCACAAUCACCUGGGAGAACCUGGCUGCUGUGCUGCCCUUUGGAGGGACAUUUGACCUGGUGCAGAUAAAAGGUUCCACCCUGAAGAAGGCUUUUGAGCACAGUGUGCAUCGCUAUGGCCAGUCCACUGGGGAGUUCCUGCAAGUGGGUGGAAUCCAUGUGGUGUAUGAUCUUACCCGAAAACCCUGGAACAGAGUAGUUCAAGUAGAUGUUCUUUGCACCAAGUGUCGAGUGCCCAGUUAUGAACCUCUGGAAAUGGAUAAAGUGUAUAAAGUGAUCCUCCCAAGCUACCUGGCCAAAGGUGGAGAUAGAUUCCAGAUGAUAAAAGAUGAAUUAUUAAAACAUGACUCUGGUGACCAAGAUAUCAGUGUGGUUUCUGAAUACAUCUCGAAGAUGAAAGUAGUUUACCCAGCAGUUGAAGGACGGAUCAAGUUCUCUGCAGGAAGUCACCACCAGGGAACCCUUCCUUUAGUAAUUCUUUCAUUUUGUGCAGUGAUCCUUGUUUUGUACCAAUAAUGGGAAGUCUCCUUGUCCUUGAUGCCAAACUACAGUUUUUUUUCCAGUGAUAUUCAAAUCUGCUUCUGGAGACCUGGCUCGUAAUGCUGCUUACCGUCCUCAAGGCUCCUGGCCGAUGCUCAGAGCACUUCGCCAGGAAGAGACUAUAACUAUAAUAUCAUUCGUCAGGGCCAGCAUCUCAGUGAGCAGACAGAAAGUCAAAGUGAACCAACAGGGUCCUUUUCGGGGGGUGGGGGAGGACAACUAGAUGUAAUUUACAUAUCCACAUAACACAUUUUGUUAUCUUUGAACCACAAAAAUAAUUUUUUGCUUUCUAUUCACUUCUAAUCCAUCAAACAACUGAUGUUUCCAUAGAACUUUAUCAUUGCCAGCUGUGGUGGCACAUACCUGUAGUCACAGCACUUGGGAGGGGGAAGAGAGUGGCUGCCAAGUUCCAGGCCAGCUUGACCUAUAUAGAGUUUCAGGCCAGUCAGCUAGACAUCAAGACUCUCACAAACAAAACCAUUAUAAUCUACAAGAUGUUUUUAGAUAAGACAAGAGUUGUUUCCUUCAUUUGAUACCUCAGCAGAAAGGGUUGACUUGUCCAAGGCCAUACAUUCCCAAAAGAUCCAUCUAAAACCUGGACCUAGGUCUUUUGACCUCAAAUCCAAUACUCUCUCCCACAUCAAAUCUCCUGCCAAUGGCCCCAGAUGACAAAUCUCUGUUUUAUUUCUGCCCACCACUCUCCUUUCUUUUGGUCUCCCAUUGUCUACCAAUUUUGACAAACUGGAUACUGGACAGAAUAGUGUCUUACAACACCAUGUGCCUUUGAUGAGUCAUCAACACACCAUAAAAGCAGAUAGCACAUUAGUCCAGGGGUUGCAAAAGGCAGUCAGCCAGGGGGCAGGGGAGAAAGGGAAGGGAGGGCAUGAGCAGGACUACUACAUCACAGAAGAGAGGAUGGGCAUUUAGAUGUGUUACAUAAACACUUGCUAAGGAGCAGAGCAUGACUCCAAAGCAGAACACUGGUUCUUGUUAACUCUUGUGAGAUUCCAAAAGCCCAGCCUCUCUAUCUCCUCCUUCUUCCUCACAUGGAGGUGUCAUGAGAGAACUUUCUAAAACAAACUGUAACUCUAAACUUGGACUUGUCCUGCCCAUGAUUCCAAUCAACAGUUUUCAUUCUGAUCACACCAUGUACAUCAUGGAAAAAUACAGUGUUCUGGAAUGCAAGAGUGAUUUUAAGAAGUGGUAUACAUAAAUGUUGAAGUCACUGAGACUCAAAUCCCAAGCAAUCAUUGUAAGGCAUACUCUAGUCCAUAUAUGAGUACCAACAGGACAUGAGGGAUGCCCUAAGAGAUGCCCAUGAGAUUUCCAGACUGAUGAAUAAUCUAUGCUCACAGAACACCUGACUAAGAUGGGCCUGUGACCAAGUGAGCAUGGGAGCUUUCACCUAAACCAUCAAACAACAGCAGAGAACAUGUUCCCUAGUGUUUACAAGUAUUAAGUACUCCUGACACAAAACAUUUUAAAAUUUCCAAUCCUUUUAUGAAGUUCUUUGAAGUAAAACAAUGCCUUCAGUUCUAAGAAUGUAUAGACUAGUUAUAAACAGAAAUGUCAAAAAGACCAUGUAAAGGAUAAAGGUGUAUUUGAGGUAUAUUUUUAUGCUUGCCCAGUAAAUGAGGAGAAAUCUUAUUAUAGCAUAAUUUUUAAAAGAACAUUUUGUAAUUUUUCUAAAUAUGUGUAUAUGUGUGUAUUGUGCCACAGUGUUGAGAAAUGACCUUGGACCACUUUAUAAUUGUAAACUCCAAACAAUAAAGCUGA
Molecule: messenger RNA, 3546 nt
Organism: Phodopus roborovskii (desert hamster)
Lineage: Eukaryota; Metazoa; Chordata; Mammalia; Rodentia; Cricetidae
Gene: Nt5e
Product: 5'-nucleotidase ecto
Exons: 9
Coding region: 16-1746 (576 amino acids)
Biological process (GO): AMP catabolic process
Cellular component (GO): plasma membrane
Molecular function (GO): nucleotide binding; metal ion binding; 5'-nucleotidase activity
Source: RefSeq, a predicted model, not a curated record